Messenger RNA from Symbiodinium necroappetens, 5274 nucleotides. The record is from the annotation of a GenBank genome assembly. Lineage: Eukaryota; Dinophyceae; Suessiales; Symbiodiniaceae.
AUGCAUGGCUUCAGCGGAUUCGUGUGGCGAUUGGCGAUUAUUUUGGCAGUACUUGCCCAGGUGCCCGCAUUUAACAUCACCGUCUCCGGCACGUUGAGCUUAACUGGAGCAGACCCUUCUGACUCCCUAGAAGCCCUACAAGGCUUGCAACUGAUCUUGGAUCUGCUUCCACGAGGAAUUAUCGAUGCGCAUGCACCAGUUGGUCCAGAUGGAGGCUACAACUUGCGAGUCUUCAUAGGGCCGAUUUCCCGCGAGCUUUCGGAGGUCGCGGCGAAUCUCACCUCUUCCCAUAGUGUUCCGAUCCUCCUUCCUUUCGUUUCACUUCCUGAGAAACAACGAAAUCAGGGACACGGACGCACUUUGAUCAACUCCUUAGAAGUCCCGCCGGAGCUUUUCAUGAGACGUCCGCUCCAAACCCUCCAUGCACGAGGAGCCAAGACUGUGGCGAUUUGGGAAAGCGCCGAGACAUACUUUGCGGCAAUGUGCCAGGGUGCUGCCACUGCAGCCACGGCCAUGGGGAUGACCUUGGUGUAUCGGCAUCGCAGCUCUGCCAUUGACAACGUCAUUGAGGACAUGAGGAAAAUGGCGGCAGAAGGUCCUGACGUCUUCGUGGUUUGUACAGAGUACAAGCAGGGUGUGGAGCUCAUGAUGUCUAUCGACUUCUUGCAUUUCAGCCCGAAGGCCAUCCUGAUGUGGGACUCGGCGACCCCAGAGUUCUCGGAGGCGCUGCUGGUUGCCAGUGCUCUGCACAUCCUGGCCCCUGAGAUUUGGAGUUCCAGGAUCGAGCCAUGUACCAUUCAUCCCUGCGACACCUCAGUGACCAGAGAAGCCUUCGCCGCUGCCUACCAGAGUCGUUACAACAUGGAGCCCUCUUUGUCUGCUGCUCAAGCUGCAGCGGCUGCAAUGGCCUUGACUGUGAAGCUUGCGGAUGAGCUGGAAAGUAUUCUCUUCUCGAAUUCGGUUGCGCCGGCUUUCAGACAGGUAAACACGGAAAUACAGCUCUUGCUGCUGGAGUGCGAUGCCACCAGGGACUCAUUCUACCAGCUGCUGUGUUUCAACAGCCAGGGCUUCCUGGUAUCCUCGAUUAUGGGCGUCUCCCAACUCGUUGCCGUGAAUGUCAGUGAUGGCGGGCGACGAUUGCAGGGUAGCCUGCAGCCGCCGCAAGCCGACACCAUCAGCACCGGCACGCUCUUAGCCUACACUCGGCUGACACCGCAACUCCUCGAGGUGUAUCAGAUCUCCCAGGCCUCGUCCCUGCAGCUGCCAAUGGCAUAUCCGAGACCUUCGGAAGAUUCACGGGAGCUGAUGCGAUAUCCCUGUGAGGACGGCUUCGAGGUGGUAACUUCAGCCUUGUUCAGGAUGCUGGCGAACAUUGCGGACAACACCACAGGACAGGGGCCCAGCACUCCGUGCGCUCCAUGCCUGGACGGGAGCUCGCGAGACUCGCGCAGCCCCAUAUGCACUGCCUGCCCGGCGGGAACGCAAGCGACUUCGCAAGGCCAGUCGGAGUGCAAGGACUGCCUGCAGGGAGCUGUUUGCGAUCCUGCAAACAGCACAUUGGUAGUUGCACCAGACUACAUUGUUUCUAUGAAUGAAGGUGACGCAGCUGCCUCGACGGAAGCGACCGGAGCUGUGCCAGAGGGCCCAAACGGCCCGGAGGAGGAUUCUGCGCCUCGCAGUCCAAGCAAAGGACUGCGGGGGGCGGCUCUCGCCUUCGCUGUCGCGUCGGCGGCCUUCCUUGUUUGGGCUCUGGCCUCCGAGAGGUGGCACUGCUUUCAUGUCGAAGUGCCCCCUUCUGAAGUCUACGAAAUGUUCAAGGCAAUGGUGGCAAUCUUGCCAGCCACUGGCCACCGAACGAAUUUCAGCCCGGCUUUGCAACGCAAGCUGGAGCGUUCAACGGAGCCUCACGUGGCUUUCGAGCUUCAAGCUGGCCUCUGGUCCGCUUCCGCAAAUGCGCUCUGCAAGCCGCACGAUGCCAUUUUUUCCGUCUUCGUCGAUGCUGAGAUGUGCAAGGCAAAGCUUUUGCACUUUUGCGACGACAUCUUGGAAGGUCCGGAAGGUUCCAAGAAUGAUCCAAUCGCCUUGAAUAUUUAUGAGAACUGCCGCAAAUCGGUCCGUGGGGGUGGUGUUUCUUUGAGCUUUAUUGCCGAACCUCCCACCAAAAACGAGUUUGAGACUGUCAAUGAGUAUACGACGAUGGAUGGAUUGCAAUCGGAGCUGGGGCAAGACGAGCAAGACCACGAUCCGGAUCUUUGUGACACUCUCGCGAACUGUGACACGCUCGAAGCUAUGCGACCUUGGAACCUGUUGCUGAUCGCGGUGAUGAUGCUGACUGUGCUCGAGAUGGUGACUGCAGCGGUAUUCUUUGCAUGGGCGCUCCUUGCAAAAGCAGGAGAGGAUAUUCUCACAAAGAGGGGCUGCAACGUCAUGUUCCUCGCUGCCCUGAGCCUUGCGGCUGUCAUCGGCCUCGAUAUUUACAUAGGUGAGAAGUAUCCACUUGAAGACAUCAUCCGAGUAGAGGACUUGUACUACUUCAUGCUGCCUGAUGGUUCCGACCCGAAGGGCUACUCCAGUCUCUUGGAGCAGGAGGACUGGAGCCCUGCUCCUGAGAUGACGUUGCCACAGCUCUCCAAGCGCUCACAGAAGCAUUGGGGCCUCCUCGAGCUGGAACCAGGACGGCCAAGUCCACCGUCCUCGAUGAUGGAACUGGAGGAUGUGAUCGGCCAGGCAUACAACAGCUCUCGAUCUGCUGAGCUCCAGAUGGUCACCAUGAAGCCCUUGAUGGCGAUACCGCCCACGAAAUGGAAGGGAGCCCUUGCUGUCCUCGGUGCCAACCUCAUGGCAGCUUUGGCCACGCGGGACAUGGGAGCAUUCCUCGACCCACUGAAAGAAGCGGCGAAGAGGGCUUGGGGCAAGUCUGACGUCAUCAUCGACAGCUGGUUGCAGUAUCUGCAAAAAUCCGUCGUUGACGCGCCGGGCAGGGGUGGUAAUGAUUUCGAUGCGAUGCUUGGUGAUUUCAAGGACAUGAAAUCUGCGAGUGAUGUUUGCGACAAUUUUGGCGACGGCGCUUGCAGAAGUCUGGCAGUCCUCGAUGAAGUGAAAGCCGAAGCUGCGACUCUGUUUUCAAGCCUGCGCAACACGUUUCAGGCGAAGAUGUCCCAAGCCAAAAAGCUCGUUCAAUCGUGCACGCAAGUUCUCUCCAAGAUGAGAGCCUUCUGGAAAGAAAUCGAGGGGCCGGUGAAGCGAAUCCUGUCCUUGGUCGUGGAGGCUGGGAAGGAAGCUGGAAGCGCAGGGCUUCUGCAUACCGUUGUGAACACCAUGGGGAAUCCGGAGCUGCUGGAAGAUAUCCAGGAGCUCUUCAGGAAGCUUUUCACGAACUUCCCGAAAGUCGUGAAGGCAGUUCGAGAGCUAGCAGACCGCUUCGUCGCCUUCGUUCAAGGCUUAAGACCCCUGCUGCUGCAGCUCAAGGAUGCCGUCUUCAAAGUCAAGAAGCUGCUUACGAAAGGUAUCGACAAGGCACAGGUGAUCCUUGCAGAAGAAGCUGACAGCAAGGAGGCCGAAAUCAAGUUCAAAAUCAGCCAGGAGUUACAGGCUCAGGCGGACAAGGCUGGUGCGAUUUGGGGCCUCGUGGAGGAGAUUGACAGCCCAAAUGCACAGAACGGAGUGAGUGGUGCUUCGAAUGGCACAUCCCUGCUGGAGCAAUCGGCUCCCUUCGCAGGCAAUGUGAUGGGGCUGAUCUCCAACUUCGCGUCUGCGGGCAGGCUCUGCAGUCCCGGUGCGCGUGUGGGUUCCAUCUUCCUCUCAGAGAUCCAGCACAUGCAUUCAACUGCCAGAGACUUCCUCUCUUCGCUUGGAUCGGCGAGCCUGGACCAGGCACCGGACUACUACUACUUUCACGGCCUUCUCUUCUCCUGCACUGUGAAGGGCCGCUGUCUAGGAGGCAACCUUUGCGCGGGCAACAGUUCGGGUGCCCUUUGCUUGCAGUGCCAGCCAGGUUUGGUUUUGGAUCCUGACAGUACCGAGCCAGAUCCUUGCCGGCCCUGUGGAGAUGAGUGGAGAGACACCUGGCACAGACUCAUCAUCGGAAUCUGUGUGUAUCUGGUGGCCUUUGCGUGGCUGCUGGCAUCACAUUUGAAUGCGUGCAAAUCACUUUCAUCAACGUCUGCGUCAACCCUGAGAUCACUGGUGAACUACUUUCAGUUCACAGCGAUCACUGCGAAGAUCAUGACACCCGAGUAUAUGGCUGACUUCUUACCCAACACGCAGGGCUAUUUCCGAGUGGUUGCCGCAUUGGUCUUGGAUCCAAUUGAAGAAAUUCCCGUCAGCUGCUUCAUCCCUAUGUGGAAGCCAUACCAGGUGAAGGUCCUGAUCGGCUUUUGCAUCCUCCCGUUGACGCUGUUGAUUUCUUUACUAUUGUUGUUUGCAUGGGAGUUCAUUCUAGCUCCAUUACUGUUUCAGAGCUGCAGUCGGGAGGACUCUCCGGACAUGUCCGAGGAGGAACAACUUGGUGAAUUGCAUGGCCAGCGCGUCAGUCAAACUACAGGCAGGUCCGUCCACCACACGCACAGUAUUGAGUUCCACCGAGCUUCCCGGGCCAGGCCAUCUUUGAGAAGGCUUCUGGCAAAGUUUUCCGAGGCAUCCAUGAUCUGGUGUCACUUGUUGUUGCCCAUGUCUGUCUUCAACAUGCUCGGUGCUGUUCUGUGCCUGGACCCGCAGGACGCUGCUGUUACGGUAGUCGACUACCCGCAGCCUGUGAAUGUUCUGCUGUCGGACUUGGGCCUGCCAUGUGACGAUCCCUCGCAUCAACCGUGGCUGAUUCUCGCAGUCGUAGGAUUGGCAGCCUAUGGCUUGGCGAUUCCGUGGGGCUUGCUCCUUAUCGUGCGAGCCAUGUACGCCGAGAACUGGCUGUCGGAGAGGGCAAUGGGAUACUUUUUACAUGGCGCAAGGCCAGCAUAUCUGUAUACCGGCCUCCUCACACUGAUGGUGAUUGAUUCAGCCGCCAUUCUGUCGACAAUCUUGACUUUGGGCCGCUUCCUGCGUCUCCAAGGUCUUCUCGGCGUGUACUGCAUCGCCUGCUUGGUCUUGAGUUGGACGAGACCCUACGAUGAACGGGACCAUUCAGUGUUGCUGAGGCUGGAAGUGACCGGUAACUCAGCCGGCAACAGAAUCAUACAACUUCCGUGUGAGCGGCGGGCACCCAGCUCCGGAGGUAUCACAGGCCUUAGCCACAGGAGCUUAUCCGGGUGUGAUGCCUCAGUCCAGAGCCUUAGGUAG